Molecule: messenger RNA, 2124 nt
Organism: Trematosphaeria pertusa
Lineage: Eukaryota; Fungi; Ascomycota; Dothideomycetes; Pleosporales; Trematosphaeriaceae
Exons: 3
Coding region: 159-1904 (581 amino acids)
Source: RefSeq, a predicted model, not a curated record
UCUUAUAGGGCUCGCGCAUCACAAGGUUGCUCCAUGUGCCGGCGAAGCCUCAACGCACCCCCUGUGGUACAACUCUAGCUCGGACCAGCGAACCAGCCCCCCCUCUGCACCUACACGAUAACCCCUCCACUGUCGCUGCGAACCAGCCCUCCACUGCCAUGAUGGACACAAUGGACCGCGGAAGCAUCUACGACCACGACAUACCCUCCUUGAGCGCGUCACUCGAGGCCUUCGAUCCGGAGCGCAGCACACACUCGGCCUACAGCGCGCGCUCGAACAUGCACUCGUCGCGGUGGAGCGCACCGCAGGAACAAGAAGAGUCGGAGACGGAAUCAGACGGACCGUGGGCGCCUCCAGCCUGGCAGAGGUCGAACAGCCACUGGUACCGAAAGUCGCUGCUGAGUGAAAGCGCGAUGCGAUCGAGCCCGUCCAAGUCCCCAGGCGCCAGUCCGUUCGACUACCGGAGCGACCGUGAAAUUACCCCCUCGCGCAUACCGCUCCCCGAGUCGCCUCGCAAGCAGACGCCGCGAACAAGCCCAGAGCCCAUGUCGGAGCAGGACCAGAGGCAGUUCACACCAGACAACAUCGGAUCGAGAAUGCAGAGCCCGUCUGCAGAGCCACAGGCCGGCGCGGGUGCACAACAGAGGCCGGAAGAAGAGAUGGCCCUGUCGCAGCACGAGGAGCAGGCUGGCCACCUGGAUGGAUUUGUACGAUUCGCUAUUCGCGGGGAGACGUUGUUCCGCACUGCGCCAAUAGAAGACACCAUCUCGUCAUUCGCAAGCGGGGUACACGUAUUCACGCGCUCAAAAGCAAACCUUGUUUGCACCAUCUUUGCCAUCAUCAUCUCCUGGAUUCUGCUGCAGCCAUGGACGGCGAGUCUGAUACCGGACGUGGCCAAUGUCGCCAAUAUGGCAAAGCAGUUCGAGCCACUCAUGUACGCGUCGGAAAACGUAAUACCGCGAUCGCGCGAGCUUGCGGAGGCGUCGAUAGCGGUGCAGGACCUGGGCGAGAGCGUGCGCGCGACCAAUAUGUCAGCGUCGACGGUCAUCAUAGAUCAGCUGGACGACUUGGGCGACAGCCUCAAGGUACUGUCAGAGAAGAUGACGAGCUUCUUCACGAAUGUAGACGGUGAUAUGGAUUCCAUCCUCAUCACCAUGGAGUGGGCCAAGCGGGAGCUUCAGAGCAUCAAAGGACCCAAGGUCGGCAUGAUUGACACGGUGAUUGGCAACAUCCACGGAGGCCUUAGCAGGAUUGGCGUGCUCGAGCGUAACGGCGAGCCGACGGCUAUCGGCCGCGUGGUCAACGACGUGGUGGGACACACUACGCAGCAACGGUCUAAGGCUACUCUGCAGCGAACAUUCGAUUACCUUCUAUCUACGCUUGAGGAGAACAUUGCGAACGAACUAGGGCGGGCCGACGUCCUGUUCCAGCUUUUCGAGAGCGUGGACCGGCAGUUCCACAACCUUCACCGGUCGGUGGCCAAGGAGGAAGACAGCCUCGCUACCAAGAAGGACGAGUUCCUGGCGUCGAUGUGGCGGAAUACCAUCAACAACAAGAUGAAGAUCAAGAAAUACGAGAAGAAUCUGAAGCUGCUCAAGGACGUGCGGGCAAGCACUCUGACGAACAAGUCUGAGCUCAAGAGCCACAUCCAGAUCAUCCACUCGGUCAAGGACCAGCUCGACAAGGCGCGCAAGAACCUGAUUUCCCCGCUCAUCCGGCGCGCGCAGUCAAACUCGUUCGGACUCGAGCAGCAGCUGUCAGAUCUGUCAGGGACAUACGGAUUCCUCAAGGGGCUCCGCGAGACGCAGAAGCACAAAGUGCUGCAGCAGCUCUGGGGCGAGCCGAAGAAACGCGUCAGCAUCUCGACGGGCAGAGACGACGGCGACCAGGCGGCGGAGUAUUGAAGACGAGGCGUGGUUGGGUUGUGCGUACGACGACGACGCUGUGAAUAUUAUGGAGCAUUGCGGUUUUGGAUAGACAAAGAGACGAAUGCGGACGCGGUCACGGCGAGGAGUUUUGGCUUGACUGGACGGCGCCGGAGUUCUGUCAGGCUCACUGCGUCUGCGGGUUUUCUUUUGGCGGACAGCACUGGGCGGUGUUAUGGGAUAACUGUAAUACACACCC